UGGACAACCACGCUCAUUUUCCGACAUGGUGAGGAUGAAUCCGUGAUGGAUCUUAUCUUAUUUGACUUGGGGAUGAUGCAUUUCGGUUUUAUGUGGUUCUUUCCUGUUCCAUCGCACUCAAGCCUAGUCUGAACCUGACUGACCCCCGCGCUACUAUACUAUGGGGACAUCCUGCAUCUUUGGACGCUACGAAGCUCUGUGAACUAAACAUUGAACUAGCACACCACGCUCGAUACUAUGGAACAAGAUGGAUGGGCCCCUAUCUGGCGUCAAUCAUCAUCCAAUGCCAAUACAGCCCAUAAGGAAACGACUUUCCAGCCAAAUCGCCAACCCAGUCCCAAAAUCUCCCCUGCUGAAGAACUUGAGGGCUUGUGGGUAGAAGACGUACCACUAGGGGACUACGCUGACAACGCGGGUAUCCAGCUAGUCAAACCAUAUGCCAUCGAGGAGCCAGAUGCAGAGUCUACAUAUGAACAUGACAACCCAACGGUAAGCCCAUUCAAGGGCGAUGGACUGGCCACCCCGCAAGGUGAUUUAGUUGAUUCCAUGGAGGGCCUUCAUUGUGAUUCUGAUAAUCCUGACCCACAAGUCAUGAUUUCACCAAAAAGAGGCAGAAAGAGAAAGCCGACUAAUCCGCUGGGCAUCUCGCGGUCGGAACAACGGUAUACGUCCAAGUCUGCGUUUGAUGUCUACGAAGGACCUACACUAAGUCCGAAAAGGCCACGCAGGAAAAGCAAGCGGUCAAAGGAAAACCUUCGAGCUUCUUUAGCCUCUAAUAGAACUCGAGCCUUGAGCGGAUCGUCAGCUACCUCUGUCUCUACGGAUUUUAGCGGUGCCACCGUUCCCGGUGAACCGACGGCCUCGGAUGAAAUGGACCUGGAUUAAUGAUGGGUUAUCCUAUAGAGAGGGCAUGGAAUCUCUAGAUUAAGCAUGAUAUUUACAUUUUACAAAAAAACCUUCGCCCAAUCCCUACCAAAGACGGAUGGAUACCUACACUGGAAAUCGAGCGUGAUUCACGUGACUGACAUGCCCCAGAUGGAUGACGUCACGCUAUCCUCAUCAGGGCCCAUUCGA
This is a messenger RNA of Aspergillus ochraceoroseus IBT 24754, 1074 nucleotides long. RefSeq lists its product as uncharacterized. The coding region runs from base 238 to 885 and encodes 215 amino acids. The record is from RefSeq and is a predicted model, not a curated record. The transcript has a single exon. Lineage: Eukaryota; Fungi; Ascomycota; Eurotiomycetes; Eurotiales; Aspergillaceae.